Trichomonas vaginalis G3 is the source of this 1191-nucleotide messenger RNA. RefSeq names its product protein serine/threonine kinase protein. Gene Ontology annotation, molecular function: protein serine/threonine kinase activity; ATP binding. NCBI's taxonomy places the organism in Eukaryota, Parabasalia, Trichomonadida, Trichomonadidae. Gene Ontology annotation, biological process: protein phosphorylation; intracellular signal transduction. The transcript has a single exon. The record is from RefSeq and is a predicted model, not a curated record. Gene Ontology annotation, cellular component: cytoplasm. The coding region runs from base 1 to 1191 and encodes 396 amino acids.
AUGUCUGAAGAUCCUAAGAUACCAUCAAGUAUCGGACCCUACACUUUCAAGCAGACCCUCGGACAUGGAGCAUUCUCAGUUGUGAAAUUGGCUAUUCAUAAUGUAACGAAACAACAGUUCGCAUGUAAAAUUAUCAAGAAAACUGCCCUAAGUAAAGAUAACAAAGCAGAAGAAAGAUUCGAACUAGAGACAAGAAUCUUACAGCAAAUGAGACAUCCCAACAUAGCUCAAUUGUUCGACAUUAUGGCAGAUGGAACUUUUUUUUACGUGGUUUUGGAAAUCUGUCCAAAUGGAGAGCUUUUUAAGUUCAUAAUUCAGAAUAAAUUUCUUCCUGAGAAUGAAGCUAAAAUGUAUAUGAAACCAAUUGUUGAAGCACUCAAAUACAUUCACGAUUUAAAGGUAGUUCAUAGAGAUUUAAAGCCAGAAAACAUCUUAUUAGAUGAUAAAAACAGACCAAAAAUCACAGAUUUCGGCUUUUCUCGUUAUGUUUUACACGAUCAAUUAUUAAAAACGACUUGUGGUUCUCCUUGUUACGCAUCACCAGCUUGUAUCGCUGGAAAAGAGUACGACGGGUUUAAAAACGAUAUUUGGGGGCUUGGCGUUAUCUUUUUCGCUACUGUAACAGGUCAAUUACCAUGGACUAAAAAAAUCGAAUCAGAACUGUUUGAACAAAUCAGCAGAGCAGAAUAUACAAUUCCAUCAUACAUAUCAGACGAUUUACGCGAACUUAUUUCUUCAAUGAUGAAUAUCGAUGAAUCUAAACGACCUACAUGCGAUCAGAUAUUAGCAAGCCCAUGGUUUGCAAAUGCAGAUGAAACAUUACCACCUCCUCUUCAACCACAAGUUGUUUCUCUAAAAGCACUUGAUAUCUUUUUCAACAGAGAGCUUUCAAAGCUAAAUGUCGAGUUUCGUGUUCGCAAAUGUACAUCAAAGACAUAUACAGAAGCUGAAUUAAAUUCAAUAUUAAAUCGCCAAGAAGCGAAAAACAUGCCGCCGAUUAAUGAAUCAAAUAGAAAAGGGCGUUUACCACCUCGUGCUAUUGAUAUGUUAGUUCAUAAAGGCCAUAGAUACUCUACUUCACCGAAUGCUUCACCAACAACGCCUCCUUUAGCUCCGAAGCAAAAAAUUAUUAAGCCAAAGACUAUGUAUCAUUCUCAGGCUCCAAAAUUAAGAACUAUUCUGCGCCAUUAA